This is a messenger RNA of Ilex paraguariensis (yerba mate), 468 nucleotides long. The record is from the annotation of a GenBank genome assembly. NCBI's taxonomy places the organism in Eukaryota, Viridiplantae, Streptophyta, Magnoliopsida, Aquifoliales, Aquifoliaceae.
CGCGCACAGGUGUCGAUUCCUCUGUCGACUUUUCUACAUGCUUGUGAAGAUGAUGCAGUGACAAAGCUGAUCAAUGAGAAAAUACCAUACUUCAAUGGUCCAAUUUAUCUUCAUAAUAAGACCCAGAUUGGCAAAGUUGAUGAAAUCUUUGGCCCAAUCAAUGAAUCCUACUUUUCUAUUAAAAUGAUGGAAGGAAUUGUGGCAAUUUCAUAUACGGCGGGUGACAAGUUCUUCAUUGAUCCGGCUAAGUUUUUGCCACUACAAAGAUUUCUUACACAGCCAAAGGGACAACAAGCUGCUGCUCGAGGUGGAGGACCGGGGGGAGGUAGAGGUGGUGCGAGAGCUGGCGGAAGAAGCGGUGGGCGUGGGUUUGGUAGCUUUCGUGGAAGGGGUGCUCCAAGGGGUGGCAGAAGUGGCUCAAGAGGUGGCAGCCGUGGUGGAGGAUUCAGGGGCAGAGGAAGGGGAUAG